CGUUCCACCCUGUGCUGCUGCUGGAUCUCUCCUGUGUAGAUCAAAGCAGUACUAGCAGGGAGUGAGGAUGAGCGUGGUGGGGUUCGACCUCGGCAAUGAGAGCUGCAUCGUCGCCGUGGCGCGGCUGCGGGGCAUCGACGUGGUGCUCAACGAGGAGUCCAAGCGGGAGACCCCCGCCGUCGUCUGCUUCGGGGACAAGCAGCGGUUCAUCGGCACCGCGGGGGCGGCCUCCUCCACCAUGAACCCUAGGAACUCCAUCUCGCAGAUCAAGCGCCUGCUGGGCCGCAGCUUCGCCGACCCCGAGCUGCAGCGGGACCUCGGCUCCUUCCCGUUCCGCGUCUCCGAGGGCCUCGGCGGAUACCCGCUCGUCCACGCCAGGUAUCUCGGAGAGGACCGGGCUUUCACCCCCACGCAGCUGCUUGCCAUGGUGCUCUCCAACCUCAAGGGCAUCGCUGAGGGCAAUCUGAACUGCGCGGUUGUCGAUUGCUGUAUUGGUAUCCCGGCGUACUUCACUGAUCUGCAGCGUAGGGCUGUUGCGGAGGCUGCCACUAUCGUGGGUCUCCGGUCACUGCGUCUGUUCCACGAGACGACCGCCACGGCUUUGGCUUAUGGGAUCUACAAGACUGAUCUCCCAGAGAACGAUUGGUUGAAUGUGGCAUUCAUCGAUGUUGGGCAUGCUAGCAUGCAGGUUAGCAUUGUCGGGUACAAGAAAGGGCAGCUCAACAUGCUCUCGCAUGCAUAUGAUCGGUCUCUUGGCGGGAGAGACUUCGAUGAUGUCCUAUUUAAGCACUUUGCGGAAAAAUUUAAAGAUGAGUACAAAAUAGACGUCUACCAGAAUGCCCGUGCUUGCAUUAGGCUGCGCGUGGCGUGCGAAAAGCUCAAGAAGAUGCUGAGCGCCAAUCCGGAGGCACCACUAAACAUUGAGUGCUUGAUGGAUGAGAAGGAUGUUCGGGGGUUUAUUAAAAGGGAGGAGUUUGAACAGAUCAGCGCCCCUGUGCUACAACGUGUGAAGGGCCCACUGGAGAAGGCCUUGUCUGAAGCUGGCUUAACGACAGAAAACGUGCACUUUGUUGAGGUUGUUGGAUCAGGCUCUCGUGUCCCUGCAAUAAUCAAGAUAAUCACCGAAUUUUUUGGAAAGGAACCAAGGAGGACUAUGAAUGCAAGUGAAUGUGUUGCCCGGGGAUGCGCUCUUCAGUGUGCUAUUCUUAGCCCCACUUUCAAAGUGCGGGAUUUUGAGGUUAAUGACAGGUUCCCGUUCUCAAUUGUUUUGUCACCAAAACCAGAUUCUGAGAACACUGAAUCCCAGCAGACUCUUGCAUUCCCGAAAGGAAGCCCAGUUCCUAGUGCCAUAACUGCGACCUUCUUUAGGUCCAAUACAUUCACAGUUGAUGUUGUGAAUGUCUGUGAUGAUGAUUUGCAAAUGGCACCAAACAUAAUAAGCACAUAUACAAUUGGCCCUUUCCAGUCCAGCAAAUUUAAGAAGGCAGAACUGAAUGUGAAAGCAUGUCUCGACAUCCAUGGGAUAGUCUCUGUUGAAUCAGCAAUGAUGCUGGAGGAGGAAGUGGAAGUUCCAGUAGCAAGUACGAAUGAGACAGUAAAGGAUGCUACUAAAAUGGAUACAGAUGAUGCACCAACUGACCCUGCUUCUGGAACUGGUGGGAAUAUGGAGGAGUCUAAAUGUGCUGCAGAUGCUCAUGGUGCUGCAGAAAAUGGGGGACCAGAUUCUGAGGAAACUUCUUCUCCGAUGGAUACUGAUGCCAAGGUUGAGCCACCGAAAAAGAAUGUUAAGAGAAUUAGUGUUCCAGUUUUUGGAUUGGUCUAUGGUGCAAUGGGGGCUGAAGAAUUGGAGAAAGCUGUUGAGAAUGAGUAUGAAAUGGCUCUUCAGGACAGAGUAAUGGAAGAAACCAAGGAGAAAAAGAAUGCUGUUGAGGCUUAUGUUUAUGACAUGCGUAACAAGCUAUAUGACAAGUACAACGAUUUUGUCAUGCCUGAGUACAAGGACGAGUUAAUUGCCAAGCUUCAGGAGGUUGAGGAUUGGCUAUAUGAAGAUGGUGAAGAUGAGACAAAAGGGGUUUAUAUUGCAAAGCUCGAAGAACUUAAAUUGGUUGGUGAUCCUAUUGAGAUCCGCUACAAAGAGUGGACAGAAAGAGGCUCUGCUAUUGCCCAGCUCGUACACUGCAUCAAGAGUUUUAGAGAUGCUGCAUUGUCUGAUAAUCGUGCAUUUGAUCACAUCGACAUGUCAGAAAAACAAAAGGUCAUUGACGAGUGUUCAGACGCAGAGAUCUGGCUAAUAGAGAAAAGUCAGCAACAGGAUGUUCUACCAAAGCAUGCUGAUCCUGUCCUCUUUAUUUCUGACAUAAAGAAGAAGGCUGAAGCACUUGACAGGUUGUGCAAACCGAUUAUGACAAAGCCAAAGCCAGCACCAACAAAGCCACAGACCCCGCCUCCACCUCCCCCUCCGACUGAAACCCCAGCAACACCUGAGCCUCAAACACCUGAGCAGCAGCAGCAGCAGCAAUCAGAUGGUGCUGGUGAAGCUGGCGAGCCAACAAGCGUAGGAGGCGCUCAGGAUCAGGAGCCUGCUGCCGAGCAAAUGGACACAGACAAACCGGAUGGUUCCGCUGAACCAUCGGCAUAAGUUUACCGUCGACAAAUUAGACUCUCCUGUGAUUGAACGCUUACUCCUGUGGUUAUGGUCACUUGGUUAAGGCCCGUAAAUGAGCUAGGGCAACCGGAUGUUUUUUUUGUUGCUGCUAUACUUAUGUUAGGUGGUCAUAUAUAUAUGCUGGGAAUAUGACAUGGACAUGUUGGAAGGUAAAUGCUGUGGUGGCUUCUCCCUUGAUUUCA
Molecule: messenger RNA, 2847 nt
Organism: Oryza brachyantha (malo sina)
Lineage: Eukaryota; Viridiplantae; Streptophyta; Magnoliopsida; Poales; Poaceae
Product: heat shock 70 kDa protein 15-like
Exons: 9
Coding region: 68-2638 (856 amino acids)
Biological process (GO): protein folding
Cellular component (GO): cytosol; nucleus
Molecular function (GO): ATP binding; ATP-dependent protein folding chaperone
Source: RefSeq, a predicted model, not a curated record